AUGACAGACAACAUACCUGAGCCAUCUUCAGUCUCCCCAAAUUCCAAGAAAGAAUCCUUAGAAAAUAUUUCUAUGAGAUUUUCCACACUCUCAAAUAGCUCAUCUGUAAUGGUGGGAGUUAAGAGAGGAUACAUGAUCUCUCACACUAACACAACAACAACCACCAACAACAGCAACAACAAGUUGAUGAUGCAAUCACCAGAAGCAAGCAUGUAUACCAAUCCCCCUGAAGAUACAAAUGGAGACUUCACAACAUCAUCCAGCAAGAAAAACAAAGGUAGACCAUUGGGAUCCAAGAAUAGACCCAAACCACCUAUUGUUAUAAAGGAAAACACAGAUACACUUAUGGAACCAAUUCUAAUUGAAAUUUCUGCUGGAAAAGAUGUUGUAGAAACUCUCAUCAACUUUGCUCAUUGUCGUCAAUCUAGCAUCACAGUUUUAAGUGGUAUUGGUCCUGUCUCUGAUGUUACUCUUCUCAAUCCACUCUCUCGUGCUCCUACUUUUCCCAUGAAAGGAUUGUUCAAUAUGUUAUCUCUUUCUGGUACUUACGUCAAUGCCAAUUGUGGUCAUCAUGUUCCUCCACGUUUCAUCACUGAACCAACAUGUUCUUCUUUUUCCAUUUACCUCUCUGGUGAUAGUGGACAGGUUUUUGGUGGUAUCAUUGGAGGCAUGGUAAAGGCUGUUGGUGAUGUUUUGAUUUCAGCUGCACUUUUCAAGAAACCUGAGUUUCAAAGAUUGACCAUUAUCAAUGGAAGUGUUCAUGAAAUUGAAGAGAAUAAUGACUUACAUGUUGGUGAUUCAGAUUUCAGUGUUGCACCUGCCAAUUCAACUCAAUUGAAUUCUUCAUUCUUUCCUCUUCCUUUUUCUAGUACUGAUGUUAAUGUCAUACAGUGGAACCACUCUACCCAUUGA
This is a messenger RNA of Cicer arietinum (chickpea), 912 nucleotides long. The record is from RefSeq and is a predicted model, not a curated record. Lineage: Eukaryota; Viridiplantae; Streptophyta; Magnoliopsida; Fabales; Fabaceae.